Bombyx mandarina (wild silkworm) is the source of this 1474-nucleotide messenger RNA. RefSeq names its product saccharopine dehydrogenase-like oxidoreductase. Gene Ontology annotation, cellular component: mitochondrion; lipid droplet; plasma membrane. Lineage: Eukaryota; Metazoa; Arthropoda; Insecta; Lepidoptera; Bombycidae. Gene Ontology annotation, biological process: glycolipid biosynthetic process. The record is from RefSeq and is a predicted model, not a curated record.
GUGCGAGCUAGUCCGAGUUACGCUGCAGUCUGUGGAGCUUGUCGGGCAAGUUGCAAAUGCAAAUGGCUAUCGCGACCUUGCAACGCUGCAAUGCAAAUAUGCAAAAAUGCAGUUAAAACACCAGUUGACCGUGCUACUGGAUUCACAGGAAAAUCAACGGUAAAUUUUUUAACAGAAUUAACUAAGGAACCAGAAUAUCAUAACGUGAAGUGGGGUAUUGCCGGACGAUCUGAAAAAAAACUUAACAUUUUACUUAAAGAGCUUUCUGAGUUAAAAAUCAGAACGUCCAGCAUAGUCGUCAUAAAAUGUGACAUCAACAAUCAAACUGAAUUAAGGAACGCCACAGGUAGAACGAAAAUUUUGAUAAAUUGCACUGGUCCUCAUAGUAUAUUGGGUGAAGCUGUCAUUAAGAGCUGCAUCGAGACAAGGACUCACUACGUUGAUAUAUCAGCCGAAAUACCACAAAUCUUUAACGCAUUUCGUAAUAAUCACAAUGCUGCUGAAGAGGGGAAUGUGCUAAUUGUACCAUCCUGUGGUCUGGCCUCUAUACCUUCUGCAGCAGGACUCAUGUUCUUACAAAAUCAAUUCAAAGAUAUUCCUGACGUCGUCGACUGCUACUUCAGAUUCGAUAUACCAAGAAGAAGUUACGCGCCUAUUGGUCAACAUUGUUUAGUUCAUUCGGGUACAUGGGAAUCUCUGGUUUUCGUUUUACAAGAUCUACCAAAAUAUUUAAAUCUGAAAAAAGAAACAUUUCCUGAACCGCUUGUGUACGAGCCUAUAGAAUUAAAAAGAUCUUUCUUUCAUCGUCACAGCGGAGAAGUCUGGUUCCCGUAUCCAGGGCCAGACGAAGAUUUAAUCGAAAUGUCCCAAAGAUAUGUAUCGGACAAGUACGAACAGAAACCGAUAAGAUUUCGUAGUUUUUGUACUGUACCGAAAUUUUAUCAUUUUUUAAUAAUACCCCCAAUGUAUAUGUACUACUAUUUAUGUCGUUUCGAAUGGUUUCGAAAGAUGUUGUGUAAGCACCCUAAGGUUUUCACGGCCGGUUAUAUGUCACGUCAGGGACCUUCCGAAGUAUCAAGAAUGAACACAAAAUAUACCCUAACGAUGACUGGAAAGAGUUGGGAUUCAAAUGUAAAAAAUUACGAACAUGAUCCUAAGAAAUCUUUGACUGUGAAGGUUUCAGGAACGGAUCCCGGCUAUUAUACUACGGCUAUGUGUUUGAUUAUUUCUGCCAUGACGAUCCUAAGAGAGAGUGAUAAAAUGCCGAAAGGCGGAGUACUUAUGCCCGCAGCUGCAUUUCAGAACACGAACCUUGUCGAAAAUUUAAUGAAGCAUAAAAUGGAAUUUGAAGUCGUCACAAAGUAGGGUUUGUGAGGGGUGUAUUAACACAAAAAUUGUAUUUCAUAAUUGGUAUUUGAUGGGUUUUAAACAGUGAAACUGUCUAAUUAUGGUUUUGGUGUAAAUUAAUAUUAAA